AUGGCAAUGCAAUACAUGAAAUCGAUUAGGAGGAAACCUGUGGCGAAAACCGAGUCAACACCAACGCCAGCAGCGGAAACACAUGGCCCUGUAUUGACGGACGAGGAUGAGGCAUUCCUACACCAUGUUGCAACCUCAUCGUCUAUAUCGGGAGGGAGCGAUAGCGGUGACAAACAGCCAGGAGCACACAAUACCGAACAGGGGAGGGCACUCAUUGAUGAACCACUGGAUGAUGAUUUGAGACGUUUGGCUGAGGAUAGGGGAUCCCAGGAGAAACUUGAUACCCCUGUUACGGAGCCUGCUGCUGCUACUACGCCAUCUUCUGCUUCCACUGAUCAGAAAAAGACGGAGAAAGGGCACAAGUCGCACAAGAGCUUGUGGGGUAUGCUUAAAGAUAGGAAAUGGCUGGGAGAGACUGAGAAAGUAGAUAAGGGGAAGGGGAAGGAUAAAGCGGAUGAGGGUAUUCCAGCAAGUAGCGAAGUGGCUGGUAAAGAGAAAAGCGAAGAGGAGAAGAAGGAAGAUCAAGAUUUGUCCAAAGUCCUUGAGCAGUUGAACCUAGCAGCUGUCAACAACCGAGUCUUUUCGAUAAGCAGCGACACGCAGGCGCUUCUAGAACAGUUCAAGCAGGUGUUCAAGGACCUGGUCAACGGAGUACCAACAGCGUACCGCGACCUCGAGUCCUUGCUCACAAAUGGCGACCAGGAACUACAGAAGAGCUACGCGAAGCUGCCUAGCUUCCUGCAGAAGCUGGUCGAAAAGCUGCCCAACAAGAUGACGGAGAAGUUUGCACCAGAAAUUCUUGCGGCGGCAUCAGCGAAAGCGAGUAAGAGCGGUAUAAACAUGCAGCAUGUGGACAAAGCGACGAGCACGGCGAAGAAGAUAGGCCUUGAGGUACCCAACCUGAAGGAAUUGGCGGGAAAGCCUGCAGCUCUUGCGGGAUUGCUCCGAUCUAUCAUUGCGUUUUUACGUGCAAGGUUCCCUGCUUUGAUUGGCAUGAAUGUCCUCUGGUCUCUGGGACUGUUCAUUCUACUCAUGGUUCUAUGGUACUGUCACAAGCGUGGUCGUGAGGAACGGCUUGCAAGAGAAGCCAGCAUGACCGGAGAAGGUGAGAAAACAGAAGGUGAAGAAGCAAGGGUGAUCGAUGUCACGGACGAGGCAUCGCCGUCAACGACGCCAGCAGCUGCAUCAGCACCCGUACCAACUACGAGAACAGUAGCAAACACUGAAAACGAUGCCCAACUCACAAGGCAGACGGAAGGUCAAGUGCAGGCUCCGACGACGCAGAUCGAAGCCCCGACCACCGCCACCUCAGAAGCAGCUGCAGCAGACAAGGAACCACGUCAAGCUAAGGAAGAGGAGAAUGUAAAGGUAUAG
This is a messenger RNA of Nannizzia gypsea CBS 118893, 1374 nucleotides long. RefSeq lists its product as hypothetical. Lineage: Eukaryota; Fungi; Ascomycota; Eurotiomycetes; Onygenales; Arthrodermataceae. The record is from RefSeq and is a predicted model, not a curated record. Bases 1 to 1374 code for a protein of 457 amino acids. The transcript is spliced from 2 exons.